Mercurialis annua (annual mercury) is the source of this 2297-nucleotide messenger RNA. RefSeq names its product ceramide kinase. Gene Ontology annotation, molecular function: kinase activity. The transcript is spliced from 13 exons. Lineage: Eukaryota; Viridiplantae; Streptophyta; Magnoliopsida; Malpighiales; Euphorbiaceae. Bases 216 to 2042 code for a protein of 608 amino acids. The record is from RefSeq and is a predicted model, not a curated record.
UUCAGCGCCAUCUCCAAUUAGAUGCUCCCAUAAUUAAUUAAUUUUUAAACACUUAAACAAAAACCUGAUUUGGAUAAUAAUGAGAUCGUGUUUUUUUUCCUUUGAUCAUAUUUAAAUCCGACGAAUUUGUUGUUUAUCUUAACAAUAACACCGCCGCAAAUUUUGUUUAAAUUGCAUAAGAACAACAAAAAUUAAUAUUAGUAAAAUCUAGCUUAAUGGAGAUUAUAAAUGAUGUUAAAGGAGAAAAAGAUGAAUUAUCGGUUUUACAAUCGACAUUUUUGUUGGAUAAUAUCGGAGAAGUUUCUCUCACUCUCAAUUCCGAUGGAUUGUCUUGGCAAUUGCUCGAAUCCUUCGACACUGAUGAUUCCAUUUGUUUAGGAAUUAAAUUUAUUCCUAAACUUGCAACUGACAUAAAGUUUUCUGACAUGUAUGGUGCUGAAUUGGUCGACUACGGUUUAGUUCAUGGAUCGAAUUACCCUAAUGUUGGAAAGUAUCUUAUGAGUCGCAAGUGUCACGAUUCUGAGAUGCAUCGAUUUGCAGUACAUGGAUUUCAAAAGUCUCAGUCUCAGCCCUGUCUUUGGGUUUUAACUGAAUAUAAAUUUGGUCACAAAGAUUUGCGGACUUGUCAACUAUGGGUUGGAAGAAUUAAGGCUUUGCUAAAGAUGGAAGUGGACAGGCCAAAAAGUCUUCUGGUUUUCAUAAAUCCAAGGAGUGGGAAAUCAUGUGGCUGUAGAACCUGGGAAACUGUGGCUCCUAUAUUUUCACAUGCGGGUGUGGAAGCAAAGGUUGUUGUAACAGAGAGAGCAGGGCAUGCAUUUGAUGUGAUGUCAUCUCUUGGAAACAAGGAACUUAAGUCAUAUGAUGGUGUCAUAGUUGUCGGUGGUGAUGGCUUCUUUAAUGAGAUCCUCAAUGGAUUUCUUCUUUCUAGGCAUAAAGCUUCUCACCCACCAUCUCCUUCAGAUUUUAUUCAUUCUGAUGAGAGCAAAGGCAAUGCUUCAGCUCACGGUUUAAAUAAGACUGUUAUUGAAGCUGCUUGCAAAAAUGAAGCUAAUGCUCCACUUAUUUCAAGCUCCACAAAUAAUGAAUCCGGGUUAGGAAAUGUUGGAACUGUAGAUGGUCCUGACAACACUGAUGAAGAUCUGGAGUUUCCAUAUCUCCAAGAAAAAAUCAGAUUCGGAAUUAUUCCUGCUGGUUCAACAGAUGCCAUCGUGAUGUGUACAACCGGAACACGAGAUCCUAUAACAUCUGCAUUGCACAUUGUGCUGGGUAAAAGGGUGCAUCUUGAUAUAGCUCAAGUUGUUAGAUGGAAGACGUCAUCUACAUCUGUUACUGAACCUUAUGUGCGUUAUGCGGCUUCUUUUGCGGGGUAUGGAUUUUAUGGGGAUGUUAUUACUGAGAGUGAAAAAUACCGCUGGAUGGGCCCUAAACGCUAUGACUAUGCAGGAACGAAGGUGUUCUUGAGACACAAAUCCUAUGAGGCAGAAGUAGCAUAUGUAGAAACUGAUCCAGGAAAAAGUAAUUCAACUAUUGGAAAAGGUCAUCUACUUAGCAGAAUUAAAGGUGCAUUGGAAAAAUCAGAAAGAUCAGUUUGUCGCAUAAAUUGUAGUGUCUGUAAACCUGUUCAUGUAUCUGCAAGAAGUCCCCGAGCAGCACCUUAUUCACGUCCAGAAGGCAUUAAAUGGGUGAGACGCCGAGGACAUUUUCUGAGUGUUGGUGCUGCUAUAAUCUCUAACAGAAAUGAAAGAGCACCAGAUGGUUUAGUGGCUGACGCACACCUUUCAGAUGGCUUCCUGCAUCUCUUGUUGAUUAGAGACUGUCCUCGCGCUUUUUAUUUAUGGCACCUAACCCAGCUCGCGAAAAAAGGGGGAAAGCCCCUGAAUUUGGAGUUUGUGGAACACCACAAGACCCCGGCUUUCACAUUUACUUCAUUCGGCAAUGAGAGUGUUUGGAAUCUGGACGGUGAGCUCUUUCCGGCACAUAAACUAUCGGCACAAGUAUUUCAAGGGCUUAUUAGCUUAUUUGCAUCUGGUCCUGAAGUCUAGUACGCCUUUCCUGAUAAAUAUAGUUAACACUGUAAUUAGACUAUUUGAUGGUUUCAGUUUCGUAUUAAUCGGGGUAAAGCUAAUAACUGUAAGAGAGAUCUAGGAACAGCCUGGAUUUAUGUUGUAACUUUAUGUAUCAUAAUAGCAAAGAAGCCUAAGGAACAUUGAAAUUGAUACAGAAGAAAGUAAAUUUUUGGAGUGUUUUGUGAAUUGUAACCACAUUAAUAAAAAAAUUAUUGUCCUUUUCGUUUGGAA